This is a messenger RNA of Rotaria sp. Silwood1, 1761 nucleotides long. The record is from the annotation of a GenBank genome assembly. NCBI's taxonomy places the organism in Eukaryota, Metazoa, Rotifera, Eurotatoria, Philodinida, Philodinidae.
AUGACAGAGACACUAUUGACAACGAAUACACCACCAUCCACCACAAUCGUUCAUAUUAAUGUCAAGCAAGAAUGUCCAGUUCAGUAUGUAACUGUGUACAAUGAUCGUGCAGAAGUAACACGUCUUCUUCGACAUCAUUUUGAUAAUGAAGGCACUUAUGAUCUUGUUCUUCAAGGUUUAUCACCUAGUGCCGAUCUAACUUCAUUUCAUGUUAGCGGUGGAACAGGUAAAGCAUGUACGAUUCUUGAAGUCUCCUAUCAAACACGUUACGAAGAUUCAUCGAUAUCAUUGUCUGACACAACACCACUCGAUCAAUUGCAAACACAAUUAGAUGUUAUUCAAGCAGAUAUCUAUGAACAUGCUCAAGAACUUGAUCGACUUAAAAAACAACGAACAUGGCUCGAUGGAAGAGCAUCAAAACUGAUGAAUCAAGAAGGACCUUUGAGUACAAGUGACUUUGAAACAAUGGAACAAUUUCUUAACUUUUAUCACAAAAUGCUCAGUAAAAUAGAUAAAGAAACAACUCAAGAACAACGACAAUUGAAAGAAUUGAACAGUCGAUGUAAUGUAUUUACAGCCAAAAUAAAUGAACAUGGUUCACAAGCAACGACUAAUCGACGUAUAGAACAGCGUGAAGUAACAAUUACUGUGCAUGUAGCUAGCAGUAAAACUGAUGUUGCCUUGGAAGUAUCCUAUUUAAUCAGCAAUUGUUCAUGGAGUGCCAGCUAUGAUAUACGAGUUAAUAGUGGAGAAGGAAUGCAACCAAAAACUCAACUUACUUAUUACGGUAUCAUUGUCAAUAAAAGUCAAGAGAAUUGGUCUGACACGCAAUUCUCAUUAUCUACAGCAACUCCAUCUCUAGGUGGUGCCGCUCCCAAAUUGGCCACACUUAAAGUCAACUGUCGCCAACACCAUGGUGUUCCAGAACGCUUCAUGAAAUCAUCUGCAGAUGGUAUAUAUACGAUCGGUGCAUCAUUUAAUAGGGCAUCAAGAAAAUUAUCGAAUGUACGUGAGCAAACAUCGCUAACCAGCUCUGCUCAUUCUUAUAAUGACGAUGAAGACAUGUCACAAAGCGUUGUUAAUGUAUUAGGAUCAAAAGCUGAAAUGAGUUUUUCCAGCACUAGUUUUACGAUUCCUCGUCGAUCGACUAUCGAUGCCGAUGGUAAACCACACAAGUUGACAAUUGGUGUGCUCGAUCUCGUUUCGACCUUUAGCUAUACAAUUGUGCCUAAACUAUCAUUACAUGCUUAUUUGAAAGCAUCAACUUUGAAUACAUCUGACAAAUAUCUUUUAGCUGGUCCUGCAUCUAUUUUCAUGAACAACAAUUUCGUUACGCAUAGCUCAAUUGAUAAUGUGUGCAUAGGUGAUACGUUUGAUCUACCACUAGGUAUUGAUUCUAGUAUCAAAAUUGAAUAUAAACCAGUAAAGAAAACAAGCGACACUCAAGGCAUUAUUUCCAAAGUUCAUCUCAAAACUGUUCGUCACGAAACUCAUAUUACGAAUACUAAGACCAAUGAAGUGAUUGUUUUUGUUUAUGAUCAAGUUCCAUUAUCAUCUGAUGAAAAGAUCAAAGUCAAUUUGAUUCAGCCAGAUUUACGACGAAAAGACAAUAAUCUACAUAAUACUAUAAUAACAUUAAAAGAUACCAAUAAUUUAGAAUGGAAAUGUGUACUACCAUCUAGAGGUGAAUGUCGACUUCCAUUUGAAUACACAAUCGAAUGGCCAUUUGACAAACAAGUUGAUUUUCAAGAAGAACUAUAA